UGUGGCAUACCAUUCUCUCUUUCCCACAGUGAUCGCGUGACGGCGGCGUGAGUAGAACAAAUCUACUUCACAAAUCGACCCUUCCCCUCUACCCGUCGCCGUCGCCGUCGCCGCCGCCGCCAUCUCCGCGGUGAUCUAUUUCAAGCACGUCAUGGCUGCUGCGUCACCGUUAAACACUUUCAAAUCUCCCUUUCCGAAUCCCCGCCACAGCCACCAACAAUUCGUUAGCAUGUUUGAUCUGAAGCUUCGAGACUAUUCGGUCGAACGAUUUAGCUGUCUCUGUAAAGGGAAGCCGGACUUCAAGGCGGAUAAAAUAGUGAAGAAAGUGAUUUCUCCGAUAAGUUGUCAUAUGUACAGCGACGUUGAUAGCGCUAUGGACGAUGGAGAUAGUGGUUUAAACAAGGAAGAUCAGUUCGUUAGAUUCUUCCGUGAAGCUUGGCCUUAUAUUCGUGCCCAUAGAGGUGGCACAUUUGUCAUUAUUAUUUCUGCUGAAAUCAUCAGUAGCCCUUACUUGGAUCAUAUAUUGAUGGAUAUUUCUCUGCUUCAUGGUCUUGGAAUAAAACUAGUAAUUAUUCCUGGGACUCAUGUCCAAAUAGACGAUCUUCUGGCUGAACGAGGAAGCAAACCUACAUAUGUUGGCCGAUAUAGAAUCACAGAUUCUGAAUCUCUCCAGGCAGCUAUGGAUUCAGCAGGAAGAAAUCGUAUUAGGAUAGAAGCAAAGCUAUCUCCAGGACCCUCGAUAUGUAAUAUUCGUCGACAUGGUGAUAAUAGUCGUUGGCAUAAUGUUGGUGUCAGUGUUGCUGGUGGCAAUUUUCUUGCAGCUAAGAGAAGAGGAGUUGUUAAAGGAGUUGAUUAUGGAGCAACUGGCGAAGUAAAGAAAAUUGAUGUUGAUCGUAUUCGUGAGAGGCUUGACAAUGAUCAUAUAGUGAUACUAAGCAAUCUGGGAUAUUCUAGCUCUGGAGAAGUUUUAAAUUGCAACACAUAUGAAGUUGCUACAGCUUGUGCCGUGGCACUUGGAGCAGAGAAGCUUAUUUGCAUAAUAGAUGGUCCAAUUCUUGAUGAAAAUGAGCAUCUUAUUCGCUUUCUAACUCUUCAAGACGCAGACAUGUUGAUACGUAAACGUGCUAAACAAAGUGAGAUAGCUGCUAAUUAUGUACAAGCUGUUGAUCAAGAUGAUCUGACUGGCACUGCAGCUGAUGAUUAUGAUAGAAGCGUUCUCCCUUCACCAAAUGGCAAGGGUUUCACAGAUAUUCAUGUCGCGACUUUUCAGAAUGGCGUUGGUUUCCAAAAUGAAAAUGGUAUAUGGUCUUCUGGGGAACAGGGUUUUGCCAUUGGAGGUCAAGAGAGGCUGAGUCGAUUAAAUGGCUACCUGUCAGAAUUGGCUGCUGCAGCUUUUGUGUGCAGAGGAGGUGUUAAUAGAGUUCAUUUGUUAGAUGGCACUGAGACUGGUGUCUUGUUAACGGAACUCUUUCAAAGAGAUGGGGCUGGGACAAUGGUUGCUAGCGAUUUAUAUGAAGGAACAAGGAUGGCUACAGCUAAUGAUAUGCUAGGGAUAAAACAGAUUAUACAUCCUUUGGAAGAAGCUGGUAUUCUUGUGAAGAGAACAGAUGAUGAGAUACUUAAAGAUGUGAAUUCAUUUAUUGUGAUGGAGAGAGAGGGUCAAAUCAUCGCUUGUGCUGCUCUUUUUCCGUUCUUUGAAGAUAAAUGCGGAGAGGUUGCAGCCAUUGCUGUCUCUUCUGAAUGUCGUGGGCAAGGACAGGGUGAUAAAUUGCUUGAUUAUGUAGAGAAGAAGGCAUCUUCCCUUGGGUUGGAGAAGCUUUUCCUGCUAACAACACGAACAGCAGAUUGGUUUGUGAGGCGGGGGUUCUCAGAAUGUUCAAUCGAUUUGAUACCAUUGGAGAAGAGAAAAAAGAUCAAUCUCUCUCGUCGAUCAAAAUAUUACAUAAAGAAGUUACGACCCGACAGGAGUGGCAUCACCAUUAAUCCAGUUUUUCGAUAACAUUAUUAUUAUUGUUGUUUUUUCUUUGUAAAAACUAUUUAUUGGUUGACUAAUUUCCAUUAACGAUGUCAUCCUCUUGAUGUUUUUCUCUAGAUGGUGCUUAUUGAAACAU
This is a messenger RNA of Impatiens glandulifera, 2111 nucleotides long. Its product is annotated as probable amino-acid acetyltransferase NAGS1, chloroplastic. The record is from RefSeq and is a predicted model, not a curated record. Gene Ontology annotation, cellular component: cytoplasm. Gene Ontology annotation, biological process: L-arginine biosynthetic process. NCBI's taxonomy places the organism in Eukaryota, Viridiplantae, Streptophyta, Magnoliopsida, Ericales, Balsaminaceae. Bases 152 to 1999 code for a protein of 615 amino acids. The transcript is spliced from 10 exons. Gene Ontology annotation, molecular function: L-glutamate N-acetyltransferase activity, acting on acetyl-CoA as donor.